CACCGAUAACAACAAAUAUAACAUACCCAUGAGACCAUGUCCACUUCCUGGGAAGUUGGCUGUGUCUACAAACAACUUACCAACUUUCCCACCAGCACCAUCCCUGCUGCUGCUGCUGAAGAUGCCCACACUCGACGAAAAUUCUUCAAUUACCUCCUCUACUGAUGUUUCAUUUAAUGAUGAUUACGAAAUUGCUCAAAAUAUCUCCCAGUUCUACAAUCACCGUUCAGCUUCCAUGUCUAAACUAAUUAAAUUGACAAGACAAGAAAAUAUCAUGUAUAAAUUACCUACUUUUGUUAAAUCGCAAUCGUCAAUGGAAGAUUUGCAUUUGAUAUCUCCUGAGAAGUUGACGUAUGUUGAUCAAACCAGACCAAUUAACUUGCCCCCAAAGACUGAACAAGACAAGAUUAAGCAUAAUAAGGAAUUUAAACAAGUUAUAUCAGAUUAUGAAGUUAACACUAAAGCUACUAAUGAUGAAAGAAUACGAAAUGUUCAAACACAAUUACAAUUUAAACAAGCAUGGUUUAAGAUUAUUGACUCAUUUUCAGAAUUGGAUUCAAAAGCAUUUAACAAGAAGUUUAACUAUGAAAAGAACAAUAUCCGGAAAUUAAUUUGGGAUUGUAAUAUCCCAAGCAAUAAUAGAUUUAAUUUCUUGACAAAGAUCUUAUCCACGAACCAAAAUUCUCAAGAUUCCUUGAAUACCAUCAAGAAUUCAUUUAAAUUAUUCGAUCAAAAGUACCACAAUUUAUCAGAUCAAGUCAAAACCAGUAAGAAUGAUGAAUUUGAUAACAUAAUUGAAAAUUGCUUACAACGCCCCUUGAUCAAAUGCAUAAGUGAUAAUGUUGACCAUGCACAAUUUAAACACAAUUAUAGAUACUUGCUUUAUAUCAAGUCCUUAUCGGAAUUUGGAUUGCAUAAACAUGAUGAAGUUUUCCUUAUCCCUGUUUUACUUAUCCUUUUCCAAGAUGAAUCCUUGAUUGAUAUUUAUUGCUUGUUGGAAUUGUUGAAUCAAGAAGUGUUUGAUAGAGACUUGAUUUCCCAACUUAAUUCGUCAUUAGGUCAAUGGGCAGAUUCCAGAAACAUUCCUAGAACUUUAGGUAAAUUCUCCACUUCCGAAUUUGAAAAUUUGAAUUCAAACCACAUGUUUGAAAUGAUUUUACAAUUUAGUGAUAAAUUACCAUUAAGUUUAAGUGCAUCUUCCACCCCCAUUGUGUCACAACCACCAACUUUUGAAUCGAUUGAAGAUCCUAUUUCUACUUCUGCAUCGGCAUGUUUUGAACUAGUCAGCAAGUUAAUUUCCUUGCUUGUAGUCUAUUCCAGUUCAAUCAAGACCAAAACCAAGAAUAAUUCAAAGUUAUGGCAAACUUUCAUUGUUGUACUUUUCAAGUAUUACCAUUUAAAUUGGAAUGAUUAUCAAGAAUUAAUCAAGGAGAAUGUUUCUAUUAGAUUGAAUAACUCUUUGGACAUGCAAACUAAUUUGGAUUCUUUUGUUGAAAAAUGGAAAGGUAUUUAUAAGAAAUUUUAGAUUUUGUAUAUCCCCUCCCCCCCUCCUUUUAUAGACUCAUAAUGAAUAGUAACGAGUAUGAUU
Molecule: messenger RNA, 1588 nt
Organism: Spathaspora passalidarum NRRL Y-27907
Lineage: Eukaryota; Fungi; Ascomycota; Pichiomycetes; Serinales; Debaryomycetaceae
Exons: 1
Coding region: 122-1525 (467 amino acids)
Biological process (GO): fungal-type cell wall organization
Source: RefSeq, a predicted model, not a curated record